This is a messenger RNA of Cryptosporidium muris RN66, 15669 nucleotides long. RefSeq names its product EF hand family protein. The coding region runs from base 1 to 15669 and encodes 5222 amino acids. Lineage: Eukaryota; Apicomplexa; Conoidasida; Eucoccidiorida; Cryptosporidiidae. Gene Ontology annotation, biological process: protein deubiquitination involved in ubiquitin-dependent protein catabolic process. Gene Ontology annotation, molecular function: cysteine-type deubiquitinase activity; calcium ion binding; K63-linked polyubiquitin modification-dependent protein binding. The record is from RefSeq and is a predicted model, not a curated record. The transcript has a single exon. Gene Ontology annotation, cellular component: cytoplasm; nucleus.
AUGUAUCCGAUAUGGACAAAUUCCAAUUUCCUGGACAUUACAAUAGGUAUAACAUGGAAUAUAUCCUCUGAUAUAUUAGAUUGUGAUGCAGGAAGAUGGUUUAAUGUAUGUAAUAGUGCAAGAUUUUAUGUUAACAUAUUAGAUCAUCUUAUGCAAGAUUUUAAUUCAAUAUUUUCAAAAUAUACACCUGGUUAUGAUAUUUUUUAUGUUAAUAGUAUUAAAGAAUGUAUAGGGAAAGUACGGAAUUCAAUUUCACCUAUUUCAGAGGAAUCAACAUGGAUUAGAUUAAAAUCCUUGUAUGAAAGAUCUAUUAUGAAAAGAUCUGUGGAUUAUGAAGAAUUUCAUCAUUUUAUAAUAGAUUUAAUAACUAAAGUUCGAAAUAUUGAAUCUGGUUCCAGCGUAGUUUUUCCAGGAAUUAUAUCAAUUGAUUAUUCAUCAAAGCCAAUAUUUGUCUUAUAUAUUAUUUCUAAGUUAGAUUUUACCCAAAAUAAUGUAUAUAAUGGAUAUAUAUUUUCUUUGGUAAAUGUAUCUGGUUAUGGUACAGAAUACCAUGCUUUUUCUAAUUCUUUAUAUAGUAAGAAUCCUACACUGUUAUUACGUGAUUCUGUAAUGGUAAUUUCAGAUAUUUACCCUGAUCGUCUAUUGCAUUCAUCAUUUUGGAUUUGUUUAUAUAGAUUAUCUAUUAUUCCCUCAACAAAUAAUAUUCAUUAUCUUUAUACAGUUUUAUUACCAUUUUUGAAUAGCAAACAAUUAUUAAGUAAUUGGAUAUAUUCUAAAGAAGAUGAGAUUUUGGAAAUUGACAAUAAUUUAUUACCUAAAGAAGAUACAAAUAAGUUAUUUAAGGGAUUAGAAAAUCCCUUAAGAAGUGAUAAUACUGUGGAGAAAUUAGAUUUAAGAUUUCAUUUAAGUAAUAUUUGGAUUCCAUCACCUAGAAGACGAUAUGUAGGUUCUAGUAAUAAACUUUUAAGAUCAGCUUUGCAAUUACUAUAUCAAAUUUAUCUUGUAAAUAGAGUUUCAAUAAACAUGAAGUUUGCGUCAAGACAAUUUCAAAUAUACAUAGAUUGGAUACUAUUAAAAAUUGUAGAAGACGAUUUGAAUAGAUGUAUAUUAUCUAAGUCUAAUAGGAUGAUAUUUCCAACUAAUAUUAUAUCUACAUUUAUAUCAAGAUUUUGUAGAGAUAUAUCUAAUUACUCAUUAGAAUUAUCUAUAUAUGAAGAUUCAAUUAAAAAUAAUGUAUUGAUGAAGGAUAUUAGUAAUAUAAGGAAUAUACCUAAUUUACCUUUUAAAGAAUGGUUUGAUUAUAUUAAUAAUUUUAAAGCUUUUUAUGAGCAGAAUCUAUCGGCUAAUUUAAAAGGUUAUGGCAUAGGAUUAUGUACUUUACCAAAAUCCUUGGCUUCAUCUCCUUUAAAUAUAUUGAGAAUAAAUGGAGCUUUUGAUAACUGGGGAUCUUUUCGUAUUGAUGGUCCAAAUGUAAUGUUACUAGCAGGUGAAGGUAAUGAGCCUUUAGUAGAUAUUCCGGUUGAGAUUGAUAAUAUACAUAGGAAUAUUGAAAAUAUAGAAGAUGUGGUAAUUGUACUUGAAAUUUGUAAUAACUGUUGUCUUCUUUUAGCAAAUCAAUCUGAAUUUAUAAGAAAUAGUUAUUUACUUCGAUUUAAACUUAUUCAAUAUAUAUUUCAUCACUUAAUACCAUUUCCAUUACCUUGGGAUAACCCCAAAAAAUCAAAAUAUUGCUUUUGGGCUAGAAAAGGAAAUUUAAAGCGAUCUCAACAGGUUUAUUUACUAUCUUUACUUUGUAAUAUUGUUAGACACUUUGUAACUUGUUCUUUUUCAAUUUAUUCAUUAGCAGAAGUACCAGAUGCAAAUAGAAUUGUAACUUUGGGAAUUAUAAGUUGCAUUGCUGAUAAUAUUGCAAGAUGUUCUACUGUUGAUUAUAAUUCUCCAUUGAGUAUACAUUUAUUGGGGAAUCAUUUAGGUCCAAAAAAUUGGUUUUAUAUUGAUCUAAUUAACUUCCAGGAAAUUACGGAUUAUGCUUUAUUUCCAGAUCCUUCUAUCAUAAUAAUGAGAACGAUGGUAUUAGAUUAUUUCUACUCAGUUAAAGAAUUCCCAAUGAAAAAUAAUUUGGAUAAAAAAUUAUUCCAAAUUUUUUGUUUUGAAGGGAAACCAGGGAUAAUAGAUGAUGGUACUCUUCAACUGCUAUCUGAAAUAUGUACUGAAUAUGGAUUCCCAAUAUAUGAACAGAGUGAAGAUAAUAGAAAAGGUAAUACAAGUAAUCUUCGUAUAUGUUUAUUACCACUUUAUUUUACGGGGGAAAAUCGAAAUCUUAUGGAUAUUAUUCCUGAGUUUUAUUCACUUAGAGAUAUAAUAUUUUACAUGAAGUUAUUCAUUUCUCAAGUUUCAGAUGCGACUCCAAAUAUAAAUAGAUGGAAUCCUGGAGAAGCAUAUUUAAAAUGGACUUACAAUUCAUAUAAAGAUAUUUUCACUGUUAAAGCCUUUGAUAAAUUUUUAGAAUGUGCCUAUAUUUCUAAAAAUUAUCAAGGAAAAAAUACAAAGGGACUUUGGUCAUCUUUUGCAGGUUGGUUUACCAAUUCAGAUGAUAAAAGUAAUUCCAAAGUUUUUACAAAAAUGACAGAUCCUACAACUUUGAUUUUGUCUAUAGAAAAUAUGAAUAAUCAAUCCAAAACAGCUACAUCUAGUUUGUCUUUAUCCUGUCAAACAUCUAUUUCUAAUGAAACGGAUAUUCUUUAUAUUAGAUCUCUUCCUCAUAUUAGUGAUUUUUUGCAGCCAAAUGAAGUUGAAUGUAUUCUACAAUACCUUACAACUCCAUAUAUUAGAAUACCUCUCUUAUUGCAAUUUUUUUGUGAUGAGGGCCGGAUAAAUGCCUUAUCAUCUAUACCAGUUCAGCAUAUAUUAUGGGCCUCUUUGACUGAACCUUGGCAAUGGCAAAGCCCUAAGAAUGAUAAUAAAGAUCCUAUUUCGUUCUUGAUUCCAUCUGAUGAUUUAUCUAUAAUAUCAACUCCUUGUGGUUUGCUUUUCAAUGAAUUAAUGAAUUCUUCUUCAAUAUUGAAGUAUGUAGAGGAGAUGUUACUUAUUGCUCUUGACAAGGAUACUGGCUCCUAUUGUGGAGAUAAUUCAAUAAUUAUAUUAUUUGUUCUUCGCUUAGCAAUAAUGGUUACAAAUUACUGCAAGUAUAUAAUAGUACAACAUAACCAUUGGGCAAAUAUUAUUGAAAAUAAACAGAAUUCUCUUAUUUCACCUCUUUUACAGCCUAAAAAUGACCCUGAUGCCUAUCAAAAUGAUCAUGCAACUGAUUAUAUGCAAAAACCACCACUGGCUUGGUCAGGGUCCUCUUGGACAUGUCUCUGCCGUGGAUUUGAAAAUAUUAUUAACUUACCAGUAGAAGAUAACCAUCCAAAUAGUCUUAAUAUUAAUUUUAAAACUAUAAAAACAGGUUAUAGACGUAUAAGAUAUGUUAUUGAAAGUAUGUAUGUAAAAGUAAUUAAAGAUUGGAUGAAAAAGGCACUUAGUGACUUGAAAAUUCCAAAAUUAUGUGUUCUAUAUGCUCAUAUUGCAUAUAUAUAUGGUGAAGUAAGAAAUAUUGAUGAGUUAGAUUUAAAAAAAACAGCAGCUUUGCUUUCUUCCCUUGUAUUCAUAUCAACUCAUUUUGGCUGUAAAUUGGAAUAUGGAAAUUUGGUAGCUAAUAACUGCUCUUCAGAAAAGUUGAAUUUCCAAAAGUCCUUUGAAACUAUUGGAUCUACUACAUACAAUUUAAGUAGCAAUUCUAGUAAUGCUGGUUUGAACUUGGGAAUUCCAUGGGAUUUUACUGUAUUAUUUCAAUUAGGAGUAUCCGAAAUGGAAUUAGCUGAUAUACAAACAAAAGCUAGACAUUGGAUUAUUAAAUGGCUUGAAAUAAAUUCAGGAGAGGCUAAUUUAGUAUUAGAUACAGUUGUUAAUGCUGUUACACUUAAAGGUAUAGGAAUUAUUGAAGAUUACCCCAAAUUAGAGGAUUCAAAGGAUUCAAAAAAGCAAACUAUUGAAUUAAAACCAUGUACUAGAGAGUGGAUUCAACUUCCGAGCAUUAAUGGUAAAGGGAGAUUUGUACCAAUAAAUGAAAUACCAGCUGAUUUAUAUGAGUGGAUUAAAUGUGAUAAUAUUCGCAAAUUGGAUUUGAUUAACAAUAAACUGGAUACAUUUCAAAACUCCAAAAGUUCUGCAUAUUCUUCAGCAAACUGGUGGAAACUGAAACGUCUGAUGAAAUUGAAGAGAAUUAUUGGAAGUUCUAGUACUAAUGAAAAUAGUUUAAAUGAGAGAUAUGAUAUUUCACAAUUUGAAUAUUAUGAAUGGUUUAAGACUAUGUUAUCUAUUAAUACAGAAACAGAAAUAAAUAUUCAGUUAUUUCUAUUUUCACUUAAAAAUAAUAAUCUUAAAAUCUUGGGAUCAUGGAUAAAUGAAUUUAAAGAUUUCAUGGAUGUUUUAAGAGAAUGUGAAGAUGAACCAUCGAAUUUAAACAAAAAUAGUACUAAUUUAACUAGUAAUGGUCAAUAUCAAUGUGCUGAAAUAGCAAAUAAUCAGAAUCUUUAUUGGUGCCGUUUAAUUGGUAGUAGAAUUGAUCUUUAUAGGUGGGAACCAUUUCAGAAAACAAUUCAAGUUACUUUUUGUAGGAAAUAUUGUGUAAACAAUCUACCUACUGGAUCAGAAUGGAUGACUGAACUGUUUGAGCCAUGGAGAGUUAUUUUUUUGAAGGGAAUAUCAACAAUAUAUAUUGAGGAUCCUGAAACUGACAAGAAUAAUCAAGCACAGUCAGGGUGUACUAAAAAACUAGAUUUGACGAAAGUUGUAAGAUUACAGUUUUUAUAUCCUUUAUAUAAUUCUGGAGAAGGUCCAAGUUCUCCACAUACGAAGACUGGAAGUAUAAAAUCUAUUUCUGAAAGUGGAAAUAGCCCAAUUCUUGAGGCUGAAAUUGUAACUCAUUCUUUGAAGGAAAUUGUUGUUUAUAGGUUUCCACCUGUAAUCAUGGUAUUUGAUAUAGUUGAACAUGGAAGACUGUAUUACAAACAACUGUGUCAUACUUCAAACAUCUCGUACUCCCUUGGCUAUUGCAACGAAAAAUUUAUCACUCCGUGGCUAGGAAUAACUGAAUCUAUUCAAGAUGAAGAUCUUGACAAGUCCAAUACUUCUUGUUACUUUACAACAGGGAACAGUAGUAAAUACACCUUAGGUGCUGGAAUUCCUCUUAAAAGGGGGCAAAAACCUUGUCAAUCUCUGGUUAUUAUGCGAGAUUACUAUCCUGACCCUGUAGGUACCGAAAUGUAUAUCCCUUCAAGAUUUUUAUUUGGAUUGUUGCCUCAAGCUUUAAUUGAAACUCAUGAAUUUUGGCAAAGCCAAAUAACAGGAAAUAUUCGUGGAUAUCCUAGAAAGAAUACUAGAAAAAAUCCCAAACAAAUAGAUUCUCAUAAUAUUGAUAAUGUAUCUAAAGAGAAGGGGGGUCUUAUUCACCAAAAUGAUUUGUACUUGAUAGAUAUUUAUGUAAUCCCUACUUCAAAAGUUCCAGAUAGGUUUGGACUUAUAGGAGAUGCAAUUUCUUUAAUUGAAAGACGCUAUAUCUAUGAUUCUUCAAUUGUUCAUACUCUUAUAAAUAUACAAUCACUUUAUGAUUCAACAGGACGAAUGAGACAACUAUUUAAUACUAUACAGCGACUUGAAGAUUUAUCCCACAUUCUUUUAUGGUCAAUAAAUAAACAGGGCACAGAGAAUUCAAAAGCUAAUAGAGAUCUAUCUCUUGAACAAACAGUAGAUAUUAUUGAAUUCCCAAGAUUACAUUUGAUAUUCAACAGGAAAGAUAGAGAAGGUUUAAAUAAUAAAUUAACAGCACUUAAUUCUUGUACUGCUAAUCCAAUAACAGGCACAGUGAGAUAUGUUUGUGAGCAACAUAGUGGAUUAUACAUAAGUUGGAGAAAUUUGUUUGAGUCUCCUUUAGCCUGUGAACUACUCUGUGGUAUCCCUCACUCUAUUUUACUUGAGAAUGAUGAUGGAGAUCUCUUUAUUCUUGUGCCAGCUACAACUAAACCUAUCCUCAUACCUCCAGUAUAUGGCGAAUAUCUUAGAAACGAACUUGAGACUUCAUCGAACUCUCCGACAUGCUCGUCAGGAUCAUCAACAAUCUUAUCUAGAAUUCCCACUGUUGAUCUAGAUGCAAUCUCCUCCGUUAUAUCUCAGACUACAAGUACUGCUAAUAUUAUAAGUGAAAAUUUUGAAGCAAUCAUAACAUCUCCGGGUCAAUAUGUUGCUUCUAUGGCUUCUAUAGCUUCUCAACGACUUUACGAUAUAGCUAUAGAUGCAAUAAGCAAAAGUACAAAGAACAUGAUUGACAAUGUAGUUAAUUCUGCAACUGAUUUGGCUGCUUCAACUAUAUCUAUAAAUUUUGUAAAUUCGAAUUCUGUGGAGAACCUCUCAACUUCACCAUAUGAAUAUGACAAUCGAAUAGAUAGUUUAGGUUCUCCAACUUCAAGUAACAAAGUUGCAUCUUUUCUAUAUAGGGGUAGUUAUAUUUUAGAUCGUGGAGAUGAUGUAUGGUUAUCAAGACUUGGUCCAACAAAACACUAUCUAUAUCCAAUCCACACAUCUAAAUCUUUCGUUUUCAUUAAUUCCGUAGUUUCAGGCUUGUACUUGAUGUUAUGGAGAUUUCUUGAGCAAAAAUUCGAAUCAGUGAUUUCAAUUCUUGAUACUGCAACAUGUAGCGAUAUGGAGAACUACUCUUCUGUUGGAGAAAAUAGAAAUAGCGAAGAAGAUCAACUUUGGCAGUUAUUCAACAGUUUGAACCACUUUUGGGAUUAUCACCCAGAUGCACAUGCUUGUAGACUGAAGCUUUGGCUACACUGUAUCAGAAAUAUAUCAUCAAAUAAUUCAAGGAGUUCCGGAAAAAAAGUUGGAAAGGAACCAGAAUUUAAAAAUAAGAAGUGUGCAGCGAAUAACACGAACAAUAAUCCAAAUGUGACAUCAUUUCUUGCUACAAACUCCUCUUUUAUAUGCACUUGGGAAAUAACUAAAGAUAUUGAAGCAUAUUGCUACAAAUAUGAACAUGUUUCUGCUAACUGCCGUCUUUCUAUGGAGGAGGAACUAGAAAUAUUGCAAGCUUUUCCCCACUUUGUAAAGGAAAAUCAAGAUUUAAAUAAUCGUUUAAAUUUAAUUUCGACUGUGUUAGAUAAGCAGAAGGAAAGGCUAAAGCAAGAUUGCUCUCUUUCAAAAUAUAUUGAAGUACCAUUUUUUAACCCUCCAAUACCUCAAAUAGAUGAUUUUGAUAGCUGGGUAGAUACGACUUGCUUAGGAACUCCUGACGUAAAGGGAUCAUCAACAUCAGUUUGGAACCUAUCAAAUAUUCUUGGAACAAUUUCAGCUCCUCCAAGCAUACGUGAUAAAUUUACGGGGAAGAUUGUUGAUGGAACAAAUAUAGCAAGUUCUUCUAUUGUAGGAUUAGCAGCUACUGAAUUUAUAAUGAAGUUUUUGAGUCGUGGGAGUAUUGGUAAGUUUAUAUCAGAUACUAUUUCUAGCACUGCAGAAACUCUUAUUCCUGAUAUUGCACUUUCAUCUACAACCACUGGAAACCAGUCAACAUCAAGUUUAGCUACUGGAACUAGCUUUGUAUAUCUCUCUGAUUGGCUAUUUAUAUAUGAGCUCCUUACUGGAUCGUUUCCUAUACAAAUUAUCCCUGGUGAAUCAAGUUAUAUUUGGGGAAUACUAUUUACUCGAUCACUACCAGUUUGGGACUGGAAAUCCCCUAACAUACUUGUUUCAAUCCUUAAAUUAUUAAUACUUAAUCCUGAAAUAUCUUUAAGUUCCAAGAUGCCAAAGUACUUUGAAGACAAGAAAUCAAUGAAGCUACCGAUGGGAGUAGUUUUGAAAUCACAGGAGUCAUUUCAGAAACUGAUAAAAGAGGUCAUUGAUAUUCUAAAACUUGAAUAUAAGAAAGGCCAUUUGGUUAUUGAGCUGAAAAUACGUGAUACUGAUUCAAAAGUGACAAGAAUUAAACAGAGUACUUCUAAUAUAUUUAAAAGUGUAGCUUCUGAUUUUGGCUUGUUGACAAAAAAUUUAAGUGGUUCUUGUGAUAAAUUUUUUAUGGUUGUUCCUUGGAAUAAACAUUCACGAUGGCAUAUAUCUCUUAAUCGUGGUGAUUAUAAUUGCCAACAAAGGCAACUCAAACCUAUUAUUAUAUCAUCAGAUUCUAUUCUCAGUGAAAGUAAUCUUAAGGCUUUUUCAACAUACCCUAAUUGUAUAUUUUUAAAUUCUAGCAAGUUUAUCACCCCAGAUUCAAGUAUUCCGGAAUAUACUCAGAACCUCAUUGGAGAAUCUUGGAAUUUACCUGAUCAAUUAAUGAAACACCCUAUAAGUAGCACUACUAUUGGGAGGACCUCUCUUAAUCGUUACAAAUGUGAUAUUACAGAGUACCAAAAUAAAAUUAAGUCAAAAACUGAAUACAACAUCUUAGGAAUAAAUAAAGAUAAACUAUACAGCUCAAUAAUGAAUUCUGUAAACAUGAAGGAUUCUAGUUACAAUAAAACUUCAAAUAGGCAGGAUUUAUCUUGGGAUCAAAUACGCCAGGGAAUAAUGGAUUUGAGGAUGUCUUUAUUGCAGCUUUUUUACAAUGAUGGUAAAUUUGUAGACAGUUCUAUGAAAAAACUUGAUCAAAUUUCAAACUACAACCAACUAUUUAAUACUAGUGGUCCCGAUUAUUACUUAUUUUGGAGUAAUUGCUUUGGGAAAAUAGGGGGUUGUGAACCAGUACUACGCUUUGACUAUCUUGUUUCUCAACUUAUGAACUCAAAUUCCUUUCAAGAUAUAAAGCUUUUAAAUCCAUUUAUUUCUGAAAGUGAGGUUGAUGUGAUACAUUCAUUAACAGCUGCUAUAAUGAUGACUGUUAAUCGAAGAUCUCAAAUUAGUAUGGCACUUAUUCAAAUAAGGGAUAUUUUAUCAUAUAUGGCUUUUACUCAGAAUGAGGUCCACUCCAAUCUACUAACUAAUUCGAAAUAUUCUUUAGAUAAACAAAACAAGAGUGCUAGUGAUGAUAAAACCAACAAACCAAAUUUGGACUUCUUACUAAAACUUUUGACAUGUUUGGAAAUGAAACUAAAGAAUUUAGCUAGAUUACUAACUUCUCAAAGGUAUUAUAUAAGUCUAAAGGAAAUAUCAGAGUUGGAUGUUUCAAAGUUUGAUAAGCAAAUAGUUGAUCAUAAUGAUCUUUCCAAUAAAAGAAAUAAUUCUCUAAUAGCUUUAUACGAUCCCAGAUUUCUUGUAUUUGAAUUUGCUUAUAAUAUACUAUUAAGAAAGGACCAAGUUGAACUAAUUCACAAUUUAUAUAACUCAGCUCUUAAUGGGCAGAGCAUUUGCCACCAGAUGAUUAUGGGAGCAGGUAAGACGACUGUUAUAUCUCCCUUACUUGCAUUAUUAUUAGGAAGCUCUACACGUCUUGUUAUACAAAUUGUUCCUCAAGCUUUACUGGAAUUCACGAGAAAUGUCCUUAGGUCAAGAUUUUCUUGUAUUAUUAAAAAAAGGAUUCUUAUUUUCCAAUUUCAAAGAAGCUCAAUUUGCACUCCAGAGCUUUAUAAGAAGUUGGUACAUGCUAAAGAACAGAAAGCAAUUGUAUUAUGUCACCCCACUGCUAUAAAGUCAUUGUUUUUAAAGGCAAUUUACUUGUUUAGGUUACUAAGAUAUUGGAAUAUUGGUAGCUCAAACGGUAUACUAUCUUCAAUUAAUUCAGGACUUAAUAUUAUUUCCUCUGCAACAAAUAUUAAAGCUUCAUUACCAUUAACUUCUCAGUCAUCCCUUAAGCAAUUUUUUGGGUGGAAUAAGGAUUCUCCAUACUCCAAAGGAAAUAGAAGAUCUGGUAGAAAUAUCUCUAGCACUGAGUUUAAUUCUGAACUUGAGAUAGCAAACAGCGAAAAGAGAGAAGCAUUAUAUUUACAGUUUAAGAGAGAGUUGGAUCUUUGCUUAAGAAUAUUACACAUAUUCAAGCUUGAGUCUGUUGUACUUGUUGAUGAAAUAGAUUUAAUCUUACAUCCCUUGAGGUCAGAACUACAUUGGCCAAUAGGUACUAAGUAUCCUAUUGAUUUAGGAAUACAAUUAUAUGAAGCAGAUGACUAUUUACUAAGUGGAACUAAUGAAACUAAUACUUCUAUAACUUCUAUCAAUACUUCAAAAUCUUUUCAAACUUUAAAUAACUCGAGGAACCAACUAAGUUCCAAUGAUUCACUUUCACAUUCACUUUUUUGCGGAAUUCGCUGGUUAAUUCCUUGGUAUUUGAUAGAGGCUUUGUUAACCCCUGCAUUUCAAAUAAAGAAAAUAUCUCAUGAGCAAGCACGGAAUAGUGGUAUUAUUAAGAAUUUAUUGGUGGAAAUUCAGAAAGUAGUGCAACAAGGUAUAGAAGAACGAUCAUUCCAGAAUAAUCCUCAUCUAAUACUACUUGAUACAGUAUACUAUAAUAAUUUCUUGAAACCCUUAUUAACUAAGUGGAUCAUCUUUUUUAUUCGUAGCUCUAAGUUUAGUGGAACAUCAGAUAUAAUUGCUGAAAUAUAUAUCAUGAAUAGGGGGAAUAUUAAUAAGGAAUUUCAAAAGGAGUAUUUAGAUAAGUUUAAGGUUAACUUUAGUGAUAUUAUUAGAGGAAUUGAUAGCUUAGAUGAAUUAAAUAUGAAAGUUUUGAAUUUGACAAUGCUUUGGAUAAAUGACUAUAUUCCACAUAUAUUCCAAAUGGUCCAUCGUGUGUCUUAUGGUUUAUUGGACGAACAAUUUUGUACUCGAAAAGACUGGCUAGGAAUUAAGGAACUUGAACAAACUUUCGAAAGCUUAAAGUCCCCAAGAAGUCGCCAUCUUCUAGCUAUUCCAUUUAUAGGUAGAGAUACACCAUCUUUAGCUUCUGAAUUUAGUCACCCAGAUAUAGUUAUUGGGUUGACUAUUCUUUCUUAUAGGUAUCAGGGGUUGCGAAGGAAUGAUCUUUACUACACCAUUAAGAAUCUCAAAGAAAAUUUUGAGGAUGGCUAUGGACCUUACAAGGAAAGGCCAGCUGCUAUUGAGUUUAAUAAAUGGAUUGAGCUAGCAGGAGGACGAGUAAGAGGAACAAAGAGAGGUAAACUAAAUAUUCCAGAUCAUUUCAUGGAAAAAAAGUCAAAUGAGAUUAUAUCUAACUUUCAGAGUAUAUCUUCUGUUAAAGUUAGAGAGGACAAUAUCCAAGAUCAAAUGAAGCUUCUAUGGUCCUUAGAUGUACUAAAUUUAAAUGAUGAAGAACAAUUAAGUCAGCUUCAUGGUAUUUUAGCAUAUCAACCAUAUGUUAUAGGUGCUUAUUUGCACAGAGUUAUCUUUCCAUUACUUAUGGAAUAUAGUGAGCAUCAAUUAUCUGCUUCAGGUCAAGAGAUUGGUGGUGAUAUGCUCUUUUCUGUAAGAAUUGGAUUCUCUGGAACUCCAAGUGACUUGCUUCCAAUAGAAAUUGGGAAAUGCAGAUAUGAGAAGGGAAGCGAUGGGGAGAUGAUUCAUUAUCUAACUAGUGGAUCUGUAAUAUCAUCAGUGACAAUUUUGGAAAUUGGCUGGACAGUCGAAGGAUUUCUUCUAAAUAUUUGUAGAAGGAGAGAAAAAGAAGAUAUUCAUGUACUUAUUGAUACUGGGGCCUUUAUUACAGGAUAUACAAAUCAAGAGGUAGCUGAGUUUUUACUUAGAAAUGGAUUAAGAGAAAUAGAGGCCGUAGUUUUUAUAGAUAAUAAAGAUAAACAAAUGAUAAUGCUGCGAGAUGGAUUUAGAAUUAUUGAAAUAUCACAGUGUGGAAUUUCACUAGAUAAGAGAUUUACUUUCUAUGAUCACAUACAUACUACAGGUCAAGAUAUUAAACAUACUCCUUUAGCAGAGGCUAUUUUGACUGUUGGUAAAGAUAUGGUAUUUAGAGAUUUCGCACAAGGAGCAUAUAGGAUGAGACAGCUUGGACAAGGACAAACUAUAAAUAUUGUCAUUCAAGUUCAAGUUGCAGAUCUAAUUGAAAAGAAUUCUAAGAUUUGUGGUAUACUAGAUAGAAAUCAGUGUUUAUUUAAAGAAGUACUUAAUAAAAAAGAGGUUGUAAAUAAUGGAAAUAUAGGCUAUGAGAAACUAAAGAGUAAUAUCUCUAAUAAAUUGGAUCAAAUAUAUCAUUUGAAAUCUAAUAUAACCUUGAAGGAUAAACCUGGUGAAUUAAUUGAUAUGAUGGAACACUUGUCGAGUGAGUUUAUAAUUCCAGAUUUACUCAUAUUCCUUCGAUGUUUAUGUGGUUGGCUAAUUAUCCAAAGUAUUAUUAGUGAAUCAGAACAAAAUCAAUUGCUUUGUAGUCAGUCACUAUCAAAUAUUUGGAGAAAGUUGGCAUUCCAAAAAAUGGUUGACACUUAUGUCCAAUGGGAAGAUGAGAAGAACUACUCUGAUAGAUUAUUAGAAGUAUUUAUAGAAGCUUUAUCAUUUAAAAUCCCUGCGACUAUUCCAUUGAAUACCUCUUUAAAGGAGGAACUAAUUCAAAAGGUGACUGAAAAUACGGACAUUUUAAAUAUGGUUCAUUCUCCUUUAGGUGUAGACAAGUUUAAAGAUACUAUAAACGAAACACUUUUACAAGUUGAUGAAAUGUCUGACUACAAAAAGUUUGAAACUUCAUUUGAUAGAGAGAUGGAACAAGAGCUUGAAAUGGAGAUUGAACAAGAACAAGAACAAGAACAAGAACAAGAACAAGAGAAGGAACAGGAAAGAGAGCAAGAAAUUCAACAGGAUGAUAGUGUUGCCAUUCAAAAGUGGAUAAGGCUUGAAGAAAAAAAAGUAUAUUGGACUCUUGAUAUUCUAAAUAAAACUGCAUCAUUUUCAAGUAGCAAAGAUGAGACUUAUAAAUACAGUUUAACUCCUUUCGCAUCAUUUUCUGCAAUAAAUAAUAUAGAUAAACAAGCUACCUUACCAAGUAACUCUGCAUUCUUACCCUUAUCUAAAUAUUGUAUCCCUUAUUCAAAAGGAUAUGACCGUGAGGAUAAUGGAUCUCUAUCACUUCCUGAAAAUUUAAAAUUUUCUAUAAAUCUUUACAAUCCAUCGAGUAUUACUAGUAGCCAUUCAAAAAAUGCAUGUCAACGUUUAAAUAAUUUUACUAUAAUUUUAGAAUGGGAGCCUCUUGAACUUAAAUCAAGAAGCAGUGAACAGGAAAUAGGUACAAUGCCAAGUAAUUAUUUAGAACAGCUCAAGGAAGCCUUCGCAAUUUUUGAUGGUAAAGCAACCGGAAAGAUAUCAAUAAGUGAUCUUGGGGAUUUGCUCAAAACUUUGAAUUGGGUCGAAAAUACAUCAUCAAUAGAAAGGCAUAUUGUUAGAUUACUUGAUAAGAAAUAUGGAAAAAAUUCUAAAGAAAACAAUACCCAUACACAAUCUUGCAAAUUUAAUGAUCAGGAUACAAAUACUAGUGUUGAAUUACAAAUAUUAACAGUCAAUAAUUUAUUAAAUAUCCCUAGAAAAUCUACUUAUAGUGAUAAUUCCAACUAUCCUCAAGAAUUCAAGCAUGAUAUGAGCAAAGAUUCCUUAGAUUUUAUGUACUUCCUUGAAUAUGAUCAUCCUUGGAAUAGCACACAAUCUUCUGAUAACCUAAACAAUUAUUCUAAUGUUAAUACUUGUAAUAUAGAUACUAUCUCUUUCGAUGAUCUUUAUGAUGCACUAAAUAUACUCUUAAGUUGUACAUCAAAUUGCCACUUUUCAGCAAUUAGUCUUGAAGAAGCUCAGAUGAUAAGAUGGAUCAUACAUCAAAUAAAAACUAAAAAAUUAACAGAAGUUCAGAAAGUAAAUCUACCUAAUAAUUUGGAAGCGAAAUUUGACUUAGUAUAUCCUGAUAUUACUUGCAAUAUUAAGCUUCAUAAUUUACAUUAUAAUUUUAGUGUAAUAGAUGAGCUUGGAAAUAUUCAAAAACAAAAUAAGUACAAAAUAGAGCAUGAAGAUUCUUUGAAUAGUACUUAUUUAGUGAAUUUAUACGCUCAAGCUAUAUAUAGGUUUAUAAAUUCAGAAUCUGUAUUUACAGAUAACGAAGUAGGUGCUACUGUACGUAUUUUACAAAAUAGUUCUUGCAGAAAACGUGAGGAAUAUUAUCUUGAACUAAGAAGAUGUAGGAGAAGAAAACAAAAUAUGGAUUGGAAAGAAACAAACUUAGCUAUAAUAUUAACAACUCCUAAUGAAUGUGCAGUUCUUCAAUGUAGAGGAUUAGCAAGUAGAUUAAACACUAGGCUUCAAUCACUAAAUAUAACAUUAUUAGAUUUUUUCAAAUCAAUAGAUAAGGAUCAUACUGGUCAAGUUUCAGCAGCUCAACUAUAUGCAUCUUUAGAUUCUCUUCAGAUCGCUCCAAAUCCAAGAGAUUUUGGUAGAAUAGUUCGUUUUGUAUUCCGUAACAAUAUUGGCCAGGUAGAUUUCAUAAAAGCCUUUACUCUAGAUUCAAUUGAAGAAUUUAAUGAUGUUAUACAUGAAGUAAAUGAUAAACUUUCUAGUAAAAUCCCCAAAAAUAGCUCAAUACCUGAAGUUGAUGAAGCUAAAGUUAGAGCUGCAGCUAUUCAACUUACUGCAGAUUCUUCUUCAAUAGCAUAUCUUGAAUUCUCUAAUAAAUUUGAUUUAAAUUUUAUAUCUAAGAUAAAGUGUAGAUUUGUUCAACAUCAUAGCUUUUCGAAAGUAUGGGAACUACCUUCAAUACUCUCUGUCUGGUGCCCAGAACAAUUAGAAGGUAAGUAUCGUGGUGUUAUGAAAAAAAAUCGAGAAAGAGUUUGUCUUGGAUACUAUGUAACACUAGGAAAUGAUAUAUGUGGAAAUAAUUCCUCAAAGAAUAUGCAACCAUAUAUACUUGAAUUAGUUGAUAAUAGCUGCUCAAGCAUGUCUGAAAGCUCUGAGCUGAAAAGGUUUAUUGAUAUCAUCCUACCUUAUCCAAAAAGAUAUAAACCUUUAUUUAGAGGAUCUUUACCUAUUCCAAAUCUAAAUAUGGAUAGUGGAGUUUUUACAAUAUGGCAGCCUAUACCCCCUUCUUCAGGCUUUACUUCAAUGGGAAUUGUUAUUACUAAAGGAGACAUUACACCACUACUCCAAUCUAUUAGAUGUAUUCCCAAUAGUUGGUGUAUAAUAUCAAAUAUACCUACGAAAUUCAUUGGUCAUUUAGAAUUUAAGUAUAUUCAAACUAACUUGGGCAACAAAAAAGAUUUGAAUCUUAAUAAAGGUAGGGAAAUAAUAGGAUUAUCUAUGACUAAUAAAUACUUAGAUAAACUAAAAUAUACUCCUCCAGUUACUUUUUGUUGCAUCUCAUCUAUUCAAAUUCUUGGAGUUAUUAUUGAUAUUAAAAGUUCAAAAUUAUCUGGAGCAAAAGUACCUAAUUUGUCAUCAUCUGCAAACAUAUCUGGAAAUUUUAUCUUGGAGGGCCAUCUCUCAUCCUUAGAUGACCUACUUUAUGAACCUAUAAAUAAGAAUACUAAUUCAGUUAAAUCUAUUAGUAAUAAUACAGAAAAUAUUUACUGGAUUGACAUUGCUUCACAUGAAUUUACUCUAUAUUUCCCUAAAUACUUUAACUCAAAGAGAGAUGUACAUGAAGAAACUAUUGUUAUUCCAAGAAUACAAGGUAAAAGAACUAAUGGAUAUAUUAAAAAUAGCUUUUCAAAUUCAAAUUCACUAGGUAUAUUCGGUCUUUAG